Molecule: messenger RNA, 1491 nt
Organism: Ziziphus jujuba (common jujube)
Lineage: Eukaryota; Viridiplantae; Streptophyta; Magnoliopsida; Rosales; Rhamnaceae
Product: ranBP2-type zinc finger protein At1g67325
Exons: 10
Coding region: 142-999 (285 amino acids)
Source: RefSeq, a predicted model, not a curated record
GACGCCCCACUCUUCGUUCUUUUUCUAUUAUUCAAUUUCUUUUAUUAUUAUUUGUUUAUUUUCGUAAUUUUAGGGCAUAAUAGCAUAUCCAGUCGACGCCUAAGCAAAGAUCUCGCUCUUUCGCUCAAACUCGCCGUCGCAAUGUCUCAGGUUGAUAACAGAAAUUCUUCAGCUGCCAAGCGUGCUAGAACGGACGGUAGUCGAAGGGAAGAUGACUGGACCUGCCCUAGCUGUGGGAAUGUCAAUUUUUCAUUUAGGACAACAUGCAAUAUGCGUAAUUGCACUCAGCCAAGGCCGGCUGAUCAUAACUCGAAAUCUGCUCCCAAGCCUGUCCAACCCCUGCAAGGUUAUGCAUCAUCUGCUCCUUACGUAGGCUCUGGUGCUCCCUCUUCAAUGUACCUGGGUGUGCCACCUUAUGGUUCUUCUAUCUUCAAUGGAUCUUCUAUCCCUCCCUAUGAUGUUCCAUUUUCUGGGGGAUCGGCAUAUCAUUACAACUAUGGAAGUCGGCUAUCUACAGGCAGCCCCUAUAGACCUUUGCAUUUGUCUGGACCAGCACCUUAUUCGGGUGGAUCAAUGAUGGGCAAUGGUGGGAUGUAUGGUAUGCCACCCAUGAUGGACAGAUAUGGUCUUGGUCUGCCCAUGGCCCCUCCUACUAUGGGACCAAGGCCUAGUUUCUUUCCAGAUGAUAAAUCUCAAAAAAAGACUGCUGAUGCCACACGUGAUAAUGACUGGACAUGCCCAAAAUGUGGAAAUAUCAACUUCUCAUUUAGGACUGUUUGCAACAUGAGGAAAUGUAACACUCCAAAGCCUGGAUCACAGGCAUCAAAGUCAGACAAAAAUUCUAAACAAAAGAUGCCUGAAGGUAGCUGGAAGUGUGAGAAAUGCAAUAACAUAAAUUAUCCAUUCAGAACCAAGUGUAACAGACAGAACUGCGGAGCAGACAAGCCAUCUGAGCCAAAGAAGUCCCCUUCGCCUACACCAGAAGAGAACGAUCAGUGAGUACUAGGACAUAUUUGAGGGUUGAGAAGGUCCAGAGUUGUCAUCCAGCGAUGCUCAAUAUGGGUGUCUGAAAGUCAGUCUUGUCGUCCUCAUGUUGCAGCGGUUGUCAAGUUACUCAACCUUCUCGUGAUUGUGUCAAGUUGUUGUAUUAACUGCGGUGGUAUUUAUGGUCUUUGUGGAUGGUACAAUGCAUCUUGUGUCAGCCAGUAUGAUCUGGCAAGAAUUUUACAGGUUGGUUCUGGUUUCUAAUAGUUAGGCCAUGUACUUUUGGAAUCUACUCAUCUAUUCUAGUGGGCAUGUUACCUUGCAUUUUAGAAAUGUUACCGGUGGCUAUAAGGUUGCUGGAGUCUGCACUUUUCUGGUAUUCAUUGAUCCUAAACUGUCUGUAUGCUGUUUAUAGUUUUAAGAUGUAGCUAGAUGCAUCUGUUAGAACUAAAUGAAGGUCUCAACUCCCAAAUCUCAAUUUGAUCUGGUGAAUCUGCAUGUACUGUC